Messenger RNA from Talaromyces proteolyticus, 2816 nucleotides. RefSeq lists its product as uncharacterized. The record is from RefSeq and is a predicted model, not a curated record. The transcript is spliced from 2 exons. Lineage: Eukaryota; Fungi; Ascomycota; Eurotiomycetes; Eurotiales; Trichocomaceae. Gene Ontology annotation, molecular function: protein binding. The coding region runs from base 444 to 2816 and encodes 790 amino acids.
UAAUAAUAUUUCUGCUCUUUAAGUUAGCUCUUCGACUUAACUCAAUUAUUCAGAAGAAAUACAAUUGACCGAGGUAGGGUAGUUGUAUUGCUGCUUCAUUCUGCUUCUCUUAUUCCAUCCUGACCAUGCCAUGUCAUGUGCACUGGGCCGGGCAUCACCCUGGCGCUCCCAGCGCUCCGAUCGCCCCUAUUGGCAGGGCCACAGUACGAGGUGAGGCUAGGUGAGGCUGAGGUGUUCUGUGCAAGUGCUGCUGUAACUGAGUCAGAAUAGUCGAGAGGGCGCAAAACAACACGCAUGUUCUCGAGAAUCCAGAUCUGUUCAUAUCCAUCCCAUCUUGUCGUUUAUCUGAUCUAUACUCUACUCCACGCGUCUCUGACUGAAUGAAAGCGAUUUUUCAACCUCACCCUCUCCGUCCAUGUAGAUACUAGCACGUACACCGACAAAUGGAGGCCAUCUCGUCCCUAGCGGCGAUCCUACAGCUGCUAGGCAACGCUGCCAUCGCUGCCACCCAGGCCGCGAAAUUCAUCAGCAACGUCCGCAACGCUCCCAAAACCCAGCAUGACUUACAAGUCAAACUCGAUUUCCUGACUCGUACAGUCGCCUACCUCACCGCACGACUGGACAGCAGACGCAUUCCGCGUAAUGGUGGCGGCGGAAGCAUCGGCGGUGUCAGUAAUAUCAGUAACGAGUUAAACUGCCGACAGGAAGAAGAGGAAAUCUGGCAAAUGGCACGGGACAUUAGUGCGGAUUGCAUGGCAUGCGCGUCGCGGUUGGAAGAGCUUACCAUGAACAAGGGUAAUGACUCGCUACCGAGCAGAGUCAAGGGCCAGAUUGUGCAGGAGAUUCGCAAGCCGGAGAUUCAGCGGAUAGAGGCGAAAAUCCAAGCGAAUGUCGGGAAUAUUCAGCUCUUGCUGAGUUGUUUGAAGUUAUUCGUUGAUGAUGAUCAGGUCGCGAGAGGAGAACGCAUUGAGAGACAUCUCCUCGAUAUACGAGAACAGUAUCAGGGGUUGGAAAUGCUUCGAGAUCAUAUUGUUAGCUCGCUACGACAUGUUCUUUCGAAUGGCAGGCAUGCCGAACACGACGGACAACGCAGUUCGCAAACACACUCAUGGCUAAUAACUACAAGCAGCGACCAAGACGGUCAUGAAUGGAUGCAGACUACAGAUAGAGCAUUACGGACCGCGGAUUCAUUAAUGGAUAAGCUGUCUCGCAGUGGAUCUGAACCCAGCCAGGCUUCUCACGAAAUAGAGUCUCUUUCUAGCACAGGCGAGAUAACCAUCAUGCUGGAGCAUCCCCUGGAUAUCACCCCAUUCAUUUCUCCUCUGCCACUGAAGUCACCGGGAUUGACAAUAGAAGCCCCUCGUCUGUCACUGGACCUGAUGACGACUAUCCUGGACGAGAAUAUUAUCCAAGCGAAGCAAGAGUCUGAGCAGGGCAGAUACGAUGAGUGCGAGAGGUCCCUGCACCGAGCAAUCCAGUACGGGGAGAAUCGCUAUCAGCAUCACAAACAGGUCUUUGAGCAAUGGUUUGACCUGCAGAUCUGGCUUGCAGAGGUCUACCAAAUGCAAGGCAAGCUAUCAGAAGCACAAUCCCUGCUCGCCGAGCUCAACCAAUCCACCGCCGAGAACGGGCCGGAAUAUUGCAAAAUCACCCCGCUUCGACGAGCGCAGCUGUAUCAUGCCCAGGCUAGAUUUUGCCUGUACAGAUACGAUAAGUAUCACGAUAUUACACUUCCGAGUCUGAACGAGGUUGCCCAAACGUCGUAUACUGCGGUGGAAGAUCUGGUGAAUAAGAACAAUGCAGAGAGUUUUCCAGACACGCAUCUGGCGUACCUGGCCAAAGCAUGUGCCGAAAUUUGGAGCGAGGUGGCUGAUCUGAGUAAUGAUAAAGCCUUGUCAAAAGUGCUUAGGGAGAGGCAUUCCUCAUUGAACAGCAAUAAAAACGACAAUCCCCUACCGCAAGCUAUCCCAAUGCGAGUUCCGCGUCGCCACAGGGCGUCGACAAGCUCAGCUUACUUGGCUCAUCAAAGCAUCAUAUCGAGUUCGCCGUCCGAACGAGGGAUGUCAGAUACACAAGGUCCACCUUCUGAAACAGCGGCUACGGAAACCUCGCGAGUUCUAACCCAGAGCUUAUGCGCGGCGACUGAGGAAGGGUAUGAAUCUUUAUCGAUACAUAUGAACCGCCCUCAUGUCGAUGUCGAAGAAAGAAACCCAUCUGGCUUGACCCCUCUCCUCAUCGCAUCCAAAAGAUCGGAUUUGAGAUGUAUUGAUUUACUCCUCCGACAUUUCUCUGCAGACGUGAAUGCCCAGGAUAACCACGGAAUGAACGCACUACACCACUUACUACGAGGAAAAGUUAGUUGCGACGACGAGAUUAUAAAACUCUUGCUAUCCCGAAACAUCGACGUCAACGCAGCCAAUUUGGCCGACGGCGAGAUGCCGUUGCAUUACUGCGUUCGAUUCAAGCACUUCGAAGCCGCGAGCCUCCUUCUCAAGUCUGGCAGAGUCGAUAUUGAAGCAACGAACGCAAAAAACCAGACAGCAGCAACCCUCGCUGCUUCUAACAAUGGUCCUUUCACUAUUCCCAUACUGAAACUGCUGAGUGACUAUGACGCAAAGUUCGACACGGCGGCUAUUCCGCGCGGAAUGCUGUCUUUCGUUGAGUCGCUGAAACGCGGCCAAGAGCAACGACGCCGUAGAAGUCUGCAGUCUAGUCAGGGCGAAGCACCGAGUGUCGGUCAUCGACUGAGUAGCCAGUCGAGUCGCGCUAGUCGGAAAAGCACGAGAUGGUCUGUUUUUUCUACCCGGUCGAAUUGA